GUCGGCACUUGUCUUAUUCGAUGGGAUAUAGUGGUGAGUUUGAGAAAUUGACACCCCUCUACAAAUUGGAGCAGCUGAGGACAUUGCUUCCGGCAUAUAUUGAUGUGAAAUGUAAUUACCCUCUAAGCAAGAGGGUCCAGCAAAACAUACUGCCAAGACUAAAAUCCUUAAGGGCAUUAUCAUUGUCUCAUUACAGGAUUAAGGAUUUGCCAAAUGACUUGUUUAUCAAAUUAAAGCUCCUCAGAUUUUUGGACCUUUCUAAGACAUGGAUUGAAAAGUUGCCUGAUUCCAUUUGUGGAUUGUAUAACUUAGAGACACUUCUCCUGUCAUGUUGUGAUUAUCUUGAGGAGCUACCGCUUCAGAUGGAGAAGUUGAUUAACUUGCAUUAUCUUGACAUAAGCAACACUAAUUGCUUGAAGAUGCGUCUACAUCUGAGCAAAUUGAAAAGCCUCCAAGUGUUAGUGGGAGCCAAGUUUCUUGUAGGUGGUUUGAGAAUGGAAGAUUUGGGUGAAGUACAGAACUUGUACGGAUCUCUAUCAGUUGUAGAGUUGCAAAAUGUGGUUGAUAGAAGGGAAGCUGUGAAGGCAAAGAUAAGGGAGAAGAAUCAUGUUGACAAGUUAUCAUUGGAGUGGAGUGAAAGUAGUAGUGCCGACAAUUCACAAACUGAAAGAGACAUACUUGAUGAGCUACGCCCACAUAAAAACAUAAAAGAAGUCAAAAUCAUCGGAUAUAGAGGGACAACAUUUCCGAAUUGGCUAGCUGAUCCUUUGUUUCUUAAGCUAGAACAGUUGUCUAUUGAUAACUGCAAAAACUGUUUUUCCUUGCCAGCACUAGGACGGCUUCCUUGUUUGAAAAUCCUUUCCAUUAGAGGGAUGCAUGGAAUAACAGAGGUGACGGAAGAAUUCUAUGGCAAUUUGUCCUCUAAAAAGCCUUUUAACUGUCUUGAGGAACUUAUAUUUGAAGAUAUGCCGGAGUGGAAGCAAUGGCACGUACUAGGAAGUGGAGAGUUCCCUAUACUUGAGAGGCUUGAAAUUAAAAAUUGCCCUGAAGUCAGUUUGGAGACACCCAUCCAACUUUCAUGUUUAAAAAGUUUUAAAGUUAUUGGUUGUCCAAAGGUUGGAGUUGUUUUUGAUGAUGCUCAACUGUUUAGAUCCCAAAUUGAGGGAAUGAAGCAGAUUGUUGAAUUAGAUAUUAGGAAUUGUAACUCUGUUGCCUUCUUUCCUUUUAGCAUACUGCCCACUACCUUGAAGAGAAUAAGGAUAUCUGGUUGCCAGAAAUUGAAAUUGGAUCCGCCAGUUGGUGAGAUGAGUAUGUUUCUCGAGGAAUUGACACUGCAAAAAUGUGAUUGUAUAGAUGAUAUAUCACCUGAGUUGCUCCCAAGAGCACGCAGAUUGAAAGUAUCUAAUUGCCACAACCUUACUAGUUUUUUGAUUCCUACUGCCACUGAAAAUCUUAUUUUGGAAUGUCAGAAUGUUGAAAUACUUUCGGUGGCAUGUGGGGGGACCCAGAUGUCGUCACUGACUAUUCAUGGCUGUAAUAAGGUGAAGUGGCUGCCAGAACGUAUGCAGGAACUCCUUCCAUCUCUUAAGGAACUGCAACUGAUUGCUUGUCGAGAAAUAGAGUCCUUUCCUGAAGGAGGAUUGCCCUUCAAUUUAGAACUCCUUUAUAUCGUUGGUUGCAAGAAACUGGUGAAUGGCCGAAAGGAGUGGCGUUUACAGAGACUCCCCUGUCUCACAGAGUUAAUCAUCUACCAUGAUGGGAGUGACGAAGAGAUUGUUGGUGGUGAGGAUUGGGAGUUGCCUUCCUCUAUUCAAACACUUCAGGUAUACUAUCUGAAAACAUUAAGCAGCCAACAUCUCAAAAGCCUCACCUCUCUUCAAUAUCUACGUAUUGAGGGUAAUUUACCUCAAAUUCAGUCAAUGCUGGAACAAGGCCAGUUUUCGCACCUCACUUCGCUUCAAAGUCUACAAAUCAGGAAUUUCCCUAAUCUCCAAUCACUUCCUGAAUCAGCACUGCCCUCCUCCCUCUCUCAGCUGACCAUCAUCCAUUGCCCUAAGCUCCAAUCUCUUCCAGUAAAAGGGAUGCCCUCUUCCCUCUCUAAACUAGCUAUUUCCAAAUGCUCAUUGCUCUCACCACUACUAGAAUUUGACAAGGGGGAAUACUGGCCAAAUAUUGCUCAAUUUCUCACCAUAGACAUCGAUGAUGAAUGCAUGUGA
Molecule: messenger RNA, 2216 nt
Organism: Solanum stenotomum
Lineage: Eukaryota; Viridiplantae; Streptophyta; Magnoliopsida; Solanales; Solanaceae
Product: putative disease resistance protein At3g14460
Exons: 1
Coding region: 21-2216 (731 amino acids)
Molecular function (GO): protein binding
Source: RefSeq, a predicted model, not a curated record